AUGCCCGUGAACUGCCAAAGAUUGACCACAGGUGGUAAGGGGAAUUUAGGGAUGUUUAUAGAAAGAAGCCCUCAUGUUUGCGCAGCCGGCUUACCAACGGCUCAACCAGAUGAUAAAAUAGCAGAUGAUAUGCAGCAUUACCUCUUAAAAGAAGAAGUAGAUGCUUUAAUUCAGGAUGCGAUACAUCCACCGAAACCUCCGCGACCCCUUCCCCCUUUACGCAAACCUUUCCCCCAGGAUAAGAGACAUGCCGCGUUUUUUAGCGAAGUCCGAGAAGUAAUGUUUUCGAAAAACGAGAAGAAGUUUCAAACCCUAGCCGAAGAUUUGAAAUCCACCGUAUAUGCUUCCUACUGGAAGCCUCUCGGCCAAUGCAGGGAUCCUACUCCUAUGUUGCCAGAAGGUUUCGAUAAAAAUACAACUUUCGGUAAGAAAACAUAUCAAAGCGUGUCGUUAUACGAUGUAGUCAUGCCCAAGGUUCCUUUACCUGACCAGACCCCGCCUUCCAAACUAGCUGGUAUUCAAAAGAAGCGCAAUUAUUGUGAAUCAUUCAACCCAAACGCGUUUUUCCCUAACAAGACAGGAAUCAAUAAGUCUGGAAUAUAUGUAAAGAAAUGCCUGACAGAUGACAAUGUUGAAAAUGGUAUCACUACCGCCUUAGUUACAAGUGGCUAUGCAGACUAUUUAAACGCUACCCAUCCACGGGUAGGAAAGGUAUUGGCCCCUUACGAUAACAUAAAAGAAGUACCAGAAGGCACCAGCUUUGGCGCCCCAUCUGGAACCCAAAUACCCUCCGUGGAAUCUUUUAUUUCCUGUAAACUAUACCCAGAAAAAGAAUUCGUCAAGAAAUGCUUUGCUCAUCUCAAUUGUGUAAGAAAAGUCUUAGCCAAACUGUUCAUACCAGAUUUCUUCGCUAAAUUCUACUUAAUCCUUAAACACUUUGAUAGAGAAAAUUCGGGAUGGCUGUCAAAAGAUAUCGUUUACGAACAGUGUGUUAUAAAGAGGAUCAAAUUAGAUUCUGUCUUAAUCGAAACUCUGCUAUCAUUGUGGAAAGCGUUCGACGGAUCCCGAAUAGAGUAUAAGACGUUUGUUCACGUGAUAAAUUAUAGAGAACCUUCGCCAGAGAUCCCAAAAAUACCUGACAUACCAGCCAAUUGCCUAAACUACGAAACGACAUACAUGGAGUUGAGCGAGCCAAAAUGUCCUGAAGUAAGUCCAAUGGCGGGCGUUCCAUCCGGACGAUAUUUCGACCGCGACUACCCGAUAACACCUGAUUAUUGCUGCAAGGCGGAUACAUUUUAUCUUUUACAAGAAUCUGACGCUAAGUCCUGCUUGAUCCCAAGCGUCUUUACCAAUUUUAACGUCAGUCACCGUGACAUGUACGCUAAAAGGGAACCUCAACUGGUUAGAAAAGUAUUUGAGAAGAGCGGGGAACAAUUUACACAUGAUACUUUUGAGGAAAUUUGGCAAGAAGCUAUGAAAUAUCAUCCUGAGGGAUGGGUGUGCUUUGAAACGUUCAGGCGCGCAUUGAUUAAGCAUCAAGGUAGAAAAUAGAUUCUCGUUAAGAGC
Cydia amplana is the source of this 1566-nucleotide messenger RNA. RefSeq names its product EF-hand domain-containing family member B-like. The transcript has a single exon. The record is from RefSeq and is a predicted model, not a curated record. Bases 1 to 1551 code for a protein of 516 amino acids. Lineage: Eukaryota; Metazoa; Arthropoda; Insecta; Lepidoptera; Tortricidae.